AUGGGGCCCUUGUCGCCUACACUGGCCGCGAUGCUACCUUCGAGUACUUUCGCAGCAGCCUCCUUUCGUCCGCCGAAUCACUCAUCGGCCGUCGCUCAACAACAGUCAUCGGCCUUGGCAGCGCGUAUAGCUUCAAAGAAGGCCGAGCUAGAAAAUCUGAGGCAACUGCGAGACAUGAGCUGUGCACUGGCAGAACAGAUGCAAGCCUUGGAAAUCAAGAUUGGAACUCUUAGAGAUGGAACUGAAGCCGUCGCCUGUGUUCUUGCGAACUGGGACAAUGUGCUGAGAGCGAUUAGUAUGGCCUCGGUGAAUCCUGUUAGCCUUGGCUUCGCAGGCAAGAGCGAUCCGAACAACCCACAAUUACCCGCAACCCUCGUAAGAGUACCAGCUGAGUCUCAAGAUGCAUCAGGGGACCGGUGA
Molecule: messenger RNA, 420 nt
Organism: Aspergillus aculeatinus CBS 121060
Lineage: Eukaryota; Fungi; Ascomycota; Eurotiomycetes; Eurotiales; Aspergillaceae
Product: DASH complex subunit DAD2
Exons: 4
Coding region: 1-420 (139 amino acids)
Biological process (GO): mitotic cell cycle; attachment of spindle microtubules to kinetochore
Cellular component (GO): mitotic spindle midzone; DASH complex; mitotic spindle pole body
Source: RefSeq, a predicted model, not a curated record